AUGGAUAGCGUUCCUCUCGUGCGUUUUGCGGCGUCGCUGAGAAAACACAGCUCGCCAACGACUUCAGACAACAGUUUGGGCCACACCACUUUUGUGAUGUACACCGUACCGGCCGAUGCUUUCUUGAAGAUGACAGAAGUUAAGAUGCACGAGGAGCUGGCCGACGCAGGUGUGCUCACAGAGUUCGAUGAGAGCAUGGGAAAGGCAAUGUUCGUGUCGCACCAGUGGCUGAGCGAGGCACACCCUGAUCCAGACUUUCAGCAGCUGAAAGUCUUGCAAGAUGCCCUCAAGAACAUUGUUGCUGGAACCAGCAAAAUA
Messenger RNA from Symbiodinium necroappetens, 318 nucleotides. The record is from the annotation of a GenBank genome assembly. Lineage: Eukaryota; Dinophyceae; Suessiales; Symbiodiniaceae.